Molecule: messenger RNA, 2897 nt
Organism: Portunus trituberculatus (swimming crab)
Lineage: Eukaryota; Metazoa; Arthropoda; Malacostraca; Decapoda; Portunidae
Product: lymphocyte-specific helicase-like
Biological process (GO): negative regulation of gene expression via chromosomal CpG island methylation; DNA methylation-dependent constitutive heterochromatin formation; pericentric heterochromatin formation
Cellular component (GO): nucleus; pericentric heterochromatin
Molecular function (GO): ATP-dependent chromatin remodeler activity; ATP binding; chromatin binding
Source: RefSeq, a predicted model, not a curated record
AGCCUAAGAUUACGCGCCAAAACUCACCCUUUCCUAGACGAGACAGCAUUUGGUGUUCCUGUGUUUCUGGUGCCUGUGGAUGCUGUGGUAGACUGUGGUACGCUGUGGUAGGCUGUGUGAAGGGCGCCGCUGGACCUGCACGCACACAGACACUCAAACACACGCAAACACGCACACACCACCCUAAACAGGAAGAUGGCCGAGGUGACCUGCAGUUUGACCCAAGAGCAGGCUGACCUUCCCUGUGACCCCUCCACCACCACCACCACCACCACCACCACCACCAGCGAGGAGGAGGCGCCGGAGGUCACCAAGUUGAGAUGUGAUGGCGACACUCACACGUACAGACAGACUGGCCCCACCCCGGCCCUCUCCCUCUCUCCAGCCCGGCCCAGCACCUCCCCGGACCUGCCCACAGAAAGAGAGAGGGAGAGUGAUCGUGGCUUCAUUGGAGAGAGUGUAGGGCAUUUAGUGAGCUCGGAGAUGGAGGAGGAAGAGAGCAAACUGGAGGAGGCAAACAGGGAGGAGGAGGAGAAACUUCGCUCCACUGUCAGAGAGAGAGAGAAGGAGAACUCACAGGAACAGAGGUACAAGAGACUGAUGCAUCUUCUCACUAAGUCACAGUUUUAUAGCGAGUUUUUGCUGCAACAGAUUGAGACACAGAAGCAUUUAAACAGUAUAAGCGUCAAGUCAACUCAGAGUGAAAAUGAUGGAAGCUCUCAGUCUGAUUUGUCGUCUCAAGAUUCGCAAGGCAGUGGGAGUGGGAAGAGGAAGAGGAGAGGAGGAAGAGGAGGAGGAGGAGGAGGAGGAGGAGGAGGGAAGAGGAGGAAGGGUGAAUCUUCUUAUCAAAUUACAGAUGUCAUUGAUGAAGAUGUAGUGAAGAGGCACGCAGAGGGAGAGAAGAAUAAGGAGGAGGAGAUCGCAAGAGUGUGUCAACCAAAGCUUUUCAAGAAUGGUACACUUCGAGAUUAUCAACUGGAUGGUUUCUCGUGGCUCCUGACCCUUUACGAGAACGGCAUAAAUGGCAUUCUGGGAGACGAGAUGGGGUUGGGUAAGACAGUGCAGUUUAUCGCGUUGAUCUGCCAUUUGGUCGAGCAGGGGGUGGCGGGCCCCUUCCUGGUGUGUGCCCCCUUGUCCACCCUGCCGAACUGGAUGGCGGAGUUUGAGCGUUUUGCCCCUGCGAUCCCGACCUUGCUGUACCAUGGGCCAGAGAAGGAGCGAACGGAGAAGAGGAGACUCAUCAGAAAGGCGGUGGAAGUCGAGGGGUGUCCUGUUCGAGUCAUGCCUGUUGUUGUUACUUCAUAUGAGGUGAUCAUCAGGGACGUGAGGGCCUUACAACAACAGAACUGGAGGUACCUUUGUGUUGAUGAAGGUCACAGGCUCAAAAAUCACAAGUGCCGACUAACUAAGUCCCUGAAUGCCUUCCCGCCAAUGAACAGGCUGCUUCUCACCGGGACACCCCUGCAGAACAGCCUGGCGGAGCUCUGGGCUCUCCUAAAUUUCCUAAUGCAAGAUAUUUUUGAUUCUCUCGAUGUGUUUGAAUCUUGGUUUAGCGUGACGGAGAUGCUGGGAGGAAGUGACCAGAAGAUACUGCAGCAGGAGAAGGAGGGCCAGGUCAUCUCCACUCUUAUGAAGAUUUUAAGCCCGUUUUUCCUGCGCCGAGUUAAAAAGGAUAUUAGUUUGGACAUCCCCCCAAAGAGAGAGCUCCUGGUGUACACCCCCAUGACACCACAGCAGCUCAGACUCUACACCGCAACACUCACCAGCAACAUGGACGCUUUUGCUAUCAAAAAGAGAGAGGAAGAGGUAGAGUAUGAUGACAAAGGAAGGCCAGUGAGGAAGGCCAAGUCGUCUGCCAAAAUUUUCCUUCAGGAGGAGGAAGAGGAGGAGGAGGAGGAGGAGGAGGGAUGGAGGAAGGAGGAGGAGGAGGAGGAGAGGUUGAGGCAUUUCUUCCGAGCCAGAGGAAAGAGAGAGGAGGGAGAGAAGUGUGAGAGCCCACCAGUGUUCCAUGUACGGGUCAAGCUGCAGAAUAAAAUGAUGCAGUUACGAAGGAUUGUGAAUCAUCCUUACCUUGUCGAAUAUCCUCUCAACCCUGAUGGAACCUUCCGGGUGACGGAGGAGGUAGUAGGGUGUUGUGGCAAGCUGCAGGUGUUGGACCAGCUGCUGAAGGAGCUGUACCACCGCCACCACCGCGUCCUUCUCUUCUCUCAAAUGACCUCCCUUCUCGACAUCCUUGAGGACUAUCUAUCCCUCAGGCCACAGUUCAGGUACCGGCGCCUGGAUGGUCAGCGGAAGGUAGAGGAUCGACAGAAGGACAUCCAGGAUUUCAAUGUAAAGGAUUCUAGGGAUUUUCUCUUCCUUCUGAGCACCAGGGCAGGAGGUCUGGGCGUCAAUUUGGCCUCUGCGGACACUGUCAUCAUAUACGACUCAGAUUGGAACCCCCAGUGCGAUCUACAAGCCCAGGAUCGCUGCCACAGGAUCGGCCAGACCUCCCCAGUCCUUGUCCUCCGCCUGAUCACCGCAGCCAGCGUGGAUGAGAGAAUUGUGGAGCGUGCCACGACAAAAAGAAAGCUUGAGAGAUUGAUCAUACAGAGUGGCAAGUUUCAGGCAGCCAGUCAGAGGGAGAGGAGGUUUGGCAGGGUGGUGGACGAAGAGGAGCUGCUUGCCCUGCUAAACCACCGUGACCACCACAGGGAACACAGGGCCUCUCAGGGACAUGUGUUCACCAAAGAGGAGCUGGACCAACUCCUGGACCGAAGUGACCUUAUUAAGAAGAAGAAGAGGAAGGAAGAGGAGGAGGAGGAGGAGGAGAGGGAGCUAACUGGAGUCUUCAAGGUUAUCAGCGAGGAGGAUUAAAGAGGAGGAGGAGGAGGAGGAAGAGGAGGAGGAGGAAGAAG